This is a messenger RNA of Punica granatum (pomegranate), 2507 nucleotides long. The record is from RefSeq and is a predicted model, not a curated record. NCBI's taxonomy places the organism in Eukaryota, Viridiplantae, Streptophyta, Magnoliopsida, Myrtales, Lythraceae.
CGUGAUGCACACCAUCCCGGACCAAAACAGCUCGAAAAUGGGUCGUGAGAAGCAAAAUUUGGAAGCUGAUCGAAUCAUGACGGACCACCAUCAUCAGAAGAUGGAACGAGCCCCACUCUGUCUGGACUGAAUGAACGAAGAAUGCACCGAAGCGCUCUCCACCUCCACCUCCACCUCCGCCUCCGGCGCCACAGAACCUUCUCCUCUUCCGCCUCAUCCGCCGGUGCCCCGCCGUUAUAUUCCUUCCUUCAGCCUUCCAUAUUCGCUCACAAGAAGCAGCCGCCGCAGCCAGACCCCACAUCCGGCGGCCUCCAAACCGAGCAGCAGGGACGCCCAAAGACCCUGACGUCGGAGCUCAAGUCCACCCUCGAGACCACCCUCCACAAAGCCGUCCUCACCAGUGAUACCGACGGAGCUUGGAAGUCGUUUAAGACGCUGACUUCCUACUCCGACUUCCCCAGUAAGUCCGUCACCAAUGCCCUGAUUGCCCACCUUGUCUCGCUUGGGGACACGCACAAUUUGAAGAGGGCUUUUGCGUCUAUGGUCUAUUUGAUUGAGAAAAAGCCUAACUUGGUGGAUUUUGGGACUGUCGUUACACUCUUGGACUCCAUAAGAUGUGCUGACACGCCUGCCCCUGCUUUUGCCCUGAUCAAGUCUAUGAUAAAAAAUAGGUUCUUUGUGCCCUUUGGAUUGUGGGGCAAUGUUCUCGUCGAAAUUAGCCAGAAGAGCGGGCAUCUCGUAUCGUUCUUGCGAGUUUUCGAGGAGAUUUGUAGGGUUGCUUUGGAUGAGAAGUUAGAAUAUAUGAAGCCUGAUUUGGCUGCAUGUAAUGCAGCUAUGGAGGCUUGUUGUCGAUAUCUUGAGUCGGUGACUGAUGCAGAGAAGGUUGUAGAGACUAUGUCAGUUUUGGGCAUUAGGCCUGACGAAUCGAGUUUGGGUUCCCUUGGUUACCUGUAUGCUCUAAAGGGGCUUGAAGACAAGAUCUCUGAGCUCGAAAUUUUGAUGGAUGGUUUCGGUCUUACGGAUGACAGAGUAUUUUACAGCCAUUUGAUCGAUGGUUAUGUUAAAGUGGGCAACUUGAAGUCUGUCACCGAUACCAUUCUACGCUGUCAAAGAGAAGGAGAUGGGGUUUGCGUGAAUUUUGGGGAAGAGACUUACAGUGAAGUGGUUAAAGGCUUUCUUGAGAAAGGGGGCAUCAAGGAACUAGCUAGUUUGAUUAUUGAAUCUCAGAAGCUGGAUAGUACGGCAACUGCAGUUGACAGAUCGAUUGGGUAUGGCCUUAUUAAUGCUUGUGUUAAUCUCGGCCAAUCAGAUAAAGCUCACUGCAUUCUCGAUGAAAUGAAUAUCUCGGGUUGCUCAGUGGGACUCGGUGUCUAUGUGCCGAUUCUAAAGGCCUAUGGUAAAGAACAUCGAACAGCUGAGGCUACUCAGUUAGUGAUGGACAUUAGCAAUUCGGGGCUUCAGUUAGACUCUGGGAGCUACGAUACACUCAUAGAAGCAUCCAUGUCAUGUCAAGAUUUUCAGUCUGCUUUUACUCUGUUCAGGGACAUGAGGGAUACGAGAGUCCGGGACUUGAAAGGAAGUUACUUGACCAUAAUGACCGGCUUAAUGGAAAAUCACAGGCCUGAGUUGAUGGCAGCGUACUUAGACGAGGUUGUUGAGGACCCACGAGUCGAAGUGGGCACCCAUGACUGGAACUCCAUUAUUCAUGCCUUUUGCAAAGCUGGAAGGUUAGAAGAUGCUCGGAGGACCUUCAGGAGGAUGGUGUUCUUGCAGUUUGAACCCAAUGGGCAGACGUACUUAUCCCUAAUUAAUGGUUAUGUUGCUGCGGAGAAGUAUUUCGGUGUCCUGAUGCUGUGGAAUGAGGUCAAGCGAAAGGUUUCAGCUGAAACGAGCAAAGGAGUCAAAUUUGAUCACAGCUUGGUCGAUGCAUUCCUUUAUGCUCUGGUAAAGGGCGGCUUUUUUGAUGCAGUGAUGCAAGUUGUCGAGAAAGCUCAGGAGAUGAAAAUAUUUGUUGAUAAGUGGAGGUACAAGCAAGCAUUUAUGGAGACGCAUAAGAAACUCAGAGUGAACAAGCUGAGAAAGAGGAACAUGAGGAAAAUGGAGGCACUCGUUGCAUUCAAGAAUUGGGCUGGUCUGAAUGCUUGAGUUACUCUCAUUCAGUUCACACUGAACUAUGCUCAAUGGGGCUUUGGGGUUUCUCCUAUAAUUGAGGCCUCUGAGCAUAGAUAGUACCCUGGGCAACCUCGAUGAGAUUUACCAUUUCCCCUGCUUGCAGCUCGGGAUCGCCGGAUACUGCGGAAUGGGUGAGUCUUGUUCCGUCUUAAAUGUUGAUGGACUGUAUCAUUAUCGGGGAAUGAAUAAUAUAUCACUUAAGCGGGAAUAGUUGUGUGCAUUGAGGGAAUGGAAUUCACUUGAAACCUAGUCUUCGAGUUGUUCACAGCGGGCGAUGGUUGAAUCAAUGUAAGAACGACUUUCAUAUUUGAUAUGACACCAGAUUCUUCAGUUGA